Iphiclides podalirius (scarce swallowtail) is the source of this 1605-nucleotide messenger RNA. NCBI's taxonomy places the organism in Eukaryota, Metazoa, Arthropoda, Insecta, Lepidoptera, Papilionidae. The record is from the annotation of a GenBank genome assembly.
AUGCUCAAGAAUCCACUUUACGUUUACGGUGACAGUAAUUCACUUAGGGUUCCCGCGCAUUUGCAUUAUGGCAAACAUUUGAUGGAACAAUAUGGCCGCUAUGGUGACACUGCUGCGAUCAUAAACGCCGAGACGGGGGAGUCGUUGACUUAUAGGGAGCUGGUACGGCUAGCCGCCGAUAUCGCGCUCUCGCUCGUUCGUUUGGGCGUGCGAAAGGGAGAGGUGGUGGCUGUGUGCAGCGAGAAGCGGCUGGAGUUCAUGCCGACCGUGUUCGGGGUAAUAUGCGCGGGCGCGACCUUCACCGCCAUUGACACCACUGGCGGGAGGGCAACGAUUCUCCACAGGGUGAACUUGGCGAAGCCGUCCGUCCUGUUCUGCUCCGCCUCGGCAUACGAAGUGCACAGGGAUACCAUAAAAUCGAUCGGGACAGUGCGAAACAUCGUCAUAUACGAGGACGGGGCCGAGGAGUGGGUUGGUGUGCUAAGGUUCAGUCAGUUUCUGACUGAAAGGGCGGUCAUUGAGGACUUCCUGCCAAUAGACGUGGACGGUUGGGCUGACGCCGCCAUGAUUCUGUACUCCUCGGGCACCACCGGUCUACCGAAGGCCAUCCCAAAGACUCAUCUCAAUCUACUCAUCUCGCUAGGGGACACGGGCGAGCAAAGAACGCACGCUGCGGGUCCUAGUGCUCUAAUCACGCGGGAAUGGUGCUACUCUUAUGGCCUAUUGCACACAAUAAUCACCCUUUACCAGGGCUCUACCGUCCUGUACUGUCCUAGCUCUGACGAAAGAAGCUUCCUCGAGGCAAUACAGAAGUAUAAGAUCCAGGUGAUGAUACUAGCUCCUGCAACAGCCACGGAGAUGGUCAAAUCUUCAAUACUGGCACAGUAUGACGUAUCCUCUAUCCAAUGCUUGAUUUCCAGCAGCACGCCAUUCAGCGCUGAGCUAAUAAAAGCGACACAGGCCAGAUGUCCCAAUCUGCAAGCUGUCUGUCAGGUCUACGGAAUGUCGGAGACUGGUUGCGUAUGCAGUGAUCAGCGCGCUCCUAAAGGCCCGAAGCCGGGCAGCGUGGGAAUAAUGUCACGGGCUAUUACCAUCAAAAUAGUCGACAUGAACACUCGCCAACCCGUCGGGCCGAAUCAGCGCGGCGAGAUCUGCCUUAAGUCACCGUUGCUAAUGCGUAGGUAUAUCGGUGACGCGGUAGAAGACUAUCUGGACGACGAGGGGUUCUUCAAGACAGGCGAUAUCGGCUAUUACGACGACGAUCGCUACUUCUACAUAGUGGACAGGAUCAAGGAGCUCAUCAAGUUUAACUCCUAUCAGGUAGCCCCAGCGGAGUUGGAGGCGGUCCUUUCUGAGCAUCCGGCUGUCUUCAAGGCGGGAGUUGUUGGGGCUCCCCACCUAGAAUACGGGGAAGUCCCGACAGCGUUCGUGGUGCUUCGACCAGGGUACAAAGCGACAGCGGAGGAGCUGGUCGAAUACGUGGACGGGCAGGUCUCAUAUCGGAUGCGGCUCGCCGGCGGCGUUAGGUUUUUAGACGACCUUCCGAUGGGUGGAAGCGGCAAACUCGACAGGAAAGCACUUAAGAAGAUCCUGUCAGAGGGUAAC